Molecule: messenger RNA, 1911 nt
Organism: Boleophthalmus pectinirostris (great blue-spotted mudskipper)
Lineage: Eukaryota; Metazoa; Chordata; Actinopteri; Gobiiformes; Gobiidae
Product: PWWP domain-containing DNA repair factor 3A
Exons: 14
Coding region: 199-1752 (517 amino acids)
Source: RefSeq, a predicted model, not a curated record
GAAAACCCGGAAGUAAAAGAAAACAUAAAAUGAAACUAUGUAGAGUGUUUCGAGAUUAUUUUUACUACCUUUGAAUGCUUUUGAAUGUUUUUGUGUAUUUGUUCAUCUGUACAAGAUUGGAAGAAAGAAAGCAUCUAUACCAAUUGGAGGCUCUAAAGCAUUUCAUUUGGCCAGGCCAACGCACAAGCUUUCCUAACAAUGACAGACAUCCCAGGUAUGUCUUCUGUGUCACUUUUAACUCCAGAGUCUCCUGGCAAUUUGGCAUUAUCUGGCACUGUCCUUAAACCACUCGAGUGUACUCCGCGGAGAUCCAUCAGAAAGUUUAAUCAGAACCAAGAACAAUGUAUGACCUCUACACCAGUUGGAAAUUCACUUAAAGACCUGUCUGAACUCUCUUCACCCUCUCCUGAAAAGAUUAAAAAGAUAUCAGACACAGAAUCCCCAGUUGACAGAGUCAAAAGAUGCAACUGGAGGAGGGGCCAAAAACCAAGACAACUGAGGACAAUCAAACAGAGAGCAUGUGUUAAAAACAAAAAUUCUCAUGCCAAACCAAAAAGUGGCAGAAAAACAAAUUCAAAGGAACAUUUUACUGAGCAAACUCGACACUCAAGGCCAAGGUUAAAUUUGGACAGUUCAAGUUCUGUCGAGCAAGAUGAGUUACCAUCAUCAGACCUGUCAAUAGAACUAAGUGUACAUGAGGAACCACAGCCACAUUUGUCCUUCCAGGAGGAUGAGGGGAGUCAGGAAGAUGAAGAGGAUGAGUUUCCAAGUUUCUUAAUGGUAGACACAAAAUCAUCGAUAAUAGCUGGAGGAUUUGUGUGGUAUAAAUUCAGAAAUUACCCUUUCUGGCCUGCAAUGGUAAAACGUGUGAAUCACAAAAUGAAAAGAGCGAGCAUUUUGAUUGUUGAGGAGAAAUUUAUUCAACAAAAGAGGGGAUUUUUGGUUUCUCUGAAAACUCUCAAACCAUAUGAAUGUGAAGAAUUCAAAGAACUUAUUUGCAAAGCCAAAGAAAAGUAUAAUGUAGCCAUUCAGUGGUCGAUUGAUCUCAUAGAAGAUUACAUUAUGCGUAAAGGAAUUGGAUCGUUCUCAGGCUCGUUUAUUGAGUACUACGCUCACAAUAUAAGUUAUCCAGUGAGAAGAAAAUACCAGUCCAUUUCAGAGAGACUGACUUUUGCAAAUGAUAUUGUGGUGGACGAGACAUUUUCAGGUGAUGAUCUGGACGAUAGUUUUAAUGAGCCACAGGAGGAAGAUGUGAAGCAUGCAAAGAGGCUGCUGCCAGACCGGACACACGCUGCCCAUACGCGAGCAAAUGAGAAACUUGUUUAUUUCAUCGUAAAGCAGCACAUGGUGGACCAGCACCUCAUGGCGGUAAUGUGCGGGCAGCGGCAGUCCAAGUGGCUUUGCUUGUUCUUGAGUGCAAGGAGAAGAAAAAGAGGGAUAGUGAAUAUUUAUCUGGAAGACGAUGAACAGCUGGAUCGGGUGUACUGGCAUUUAAGCAAGCUUUACACGACUGCUGCAGAGACCGACUCUUGCCUUGAGAGUAUUAAAAGAGUAGAUCAUGUUCCCUUUGUCCUGGAUGUCCUUUUACCAGAGGCUCUAAUUCAUGCCAUAGCUGGAGUAGACCACAUCUCAAUAAAAAAAGCAGAAGAAAAAUAUCUUAAAGGGCGAUGUGUAAGCAACAGGGAAAGGCAAGAAUUUGACUUGAUGAUUGAACAACAGAUGAAGACAAAAUCCGCUGCUACACUACUUUGAGUGUUUUUAUACAUAAAAAAGUAAACAAUAAUUUAACCAGAAAUGUGCUUUUUUAUCAUUAAAAUCAAACAUGAGAUCAUGAGAUUAUUAAACAUGAUGUUGAGACAAAAUGCCACAAAUCAUUGGUAUUGUAUACAAAAAUAAAUACUUCAUACCACA